This is a messenger RNA of Aspergillus japonicus CBS 114.51, 1635 nucleotides long. RefSeq lists its product as uncharacterized. Lineage: Eukaryota; Fungi; Ascomycota; Eurotiomycetes; Eurotiales; Aspergillaceae. Bases 416 to 1450 code for a protein of 344 amino acids. The record is from RefSeq and is a predicted model, not a curated record. The transcript has 4 exons.
GGUCAUCCAAGCUCGUUGAGUCCGUUGAUAGACAUUGAAAAAAGCUUCAAGCUUCUGGCCCUGCCUCGCGAGGCGACUUUCUUUCACAUUCCUUUAUUUAUUUAUUUUAUUUAUUUUUCAAUAUAUGAACACGCGAAGACUCUGUCAUCGAUACGCCCUUUCAUACCUUCUCCACUUUCAACCAGAGCACUACAAUUUCUUAUACUAUAUUCUUCCCCAUCGAGAGAGGUGUGGAUUAGCCUCGGAUCAUCUUUGUCAUUGCUAUUGGCGGCCUGACUGCCUAUUUAUCUUGUUGGACCUUGCCACCGCUCCCCAGCUAGUCACAUAACCUUCCUUCCCUGUUUCAAUCACCGUUUCAGUACACGCAUUCACCAUUCCGUCCUUCAAUCACGAAGAGCCUCAACUGGCUUCCAGCAUGUAUCCACAAACCCCAAUUGGUUACUCGGGGCCGAUAACCUUCAGUCAUAGUGGUGUCAACCCCGGGGAGGGGAUUGAGGACCUCUACGCAGUGAUGCAGCCGCAGUGGACCGGAUUGGAAGCUUCGCCUUACGGAGGGAUCAACCAUCCGUAUACUACAACUACAGCCUUCCCCACCGGCUCCAUCCUCACCCCUAUCAGCCUCCCCGACAGCUCUUUUCGACCGAGUCCGGUACUCAGUCAUCAUUCGCAAGAGUUCCACUACAAUCUCAGUGAUACCGUUCCAUCGCAAGGACUAGGUAUCACGGCUCCAUUUCCGAGCAACUUCCCUCGCACUGUGACCGCGGGCCUCGGACAUACCAUCGAUCAGCUCGAAUAUGGCCUCGGCGAGGUGGAUCACUCGCCCCGGCCCCCGCCCGCAAAGAGGGCCAGACGAGGGCCCAAGCAGGCAGCCACGCCGCGGGAGGCUCCCGUUACGAUACUUCCCAACCCCGAGGGUCUCCAGCGACUGGAACAGGAGCGAAGACAGGGGGCCGCUGAUGCCCAGCAGCAACAGCGGCCUCGAGCCCCAGGACGAGGGCGUAGAGACCCGCAGGCGGAGGAGGAAGACGCAUUCGUGGAACGACUACGGGAACAGAACCUCGCAUGGAAGGUCAUCCGCGAGAUGUUCCGGGAGAAGUUCCAUAAGGAUGCAUCCGAGGCGCGGCUGCAGAUGCGCAUGCUGCGGCGGCGCAAGGAGCGCCUGGCGCGGUGGGAUGAGACCGAUGUGAUCAUUCAGAUCCGCCUACUCAUCCGGGCUCGGGAUUAUUGGGAGCACGAGAAGUAUAAUGUGAUUGCACAAAAGAUGAGGGAGCUGGGUGCCGGGCAGUACACUCCACAGCAGUGUGAAGCGCAGCUGCGGUAUCUUGAUGCGCAGAACCGGGAUCGGAGUGGUCUGGUUGCGCGGCCACGAAUAUCUGAGCCUUCGCAGACACGGCGACGCGUCUGGCCUCGUUCAUCCUCUCAGAGCCUGGCCGGUGAGACCAGAAAAUGAUUAUUUUUGUCAUGAAUGCAUCGAUGGGUUCCAGAAGCAUGUUGAGGCGCAUUAUGGUUUGGUUGGAGCUUUUUUUCUUUGACUUUUGUUAAUUCCUUUGGGCUAAUGAUACGCCGGGCUGGACUACGUUCGACGAUUUGCAUGGUAGCGUUUCUUUUUUUGAAUUUGUCACACCCCUUUUUAUU